Messenger RNA from Cavenderia fasciculata, 5070 nucleotides. It is a transcript of the gene vps15, whose product is annotated as putative protein serine/threonine kinase. Lineage: Eukaryota; Evosea; Eumycetozoa; Acytosteliales; Cavenderiaceae. Bases 1 to 5070 code for a protein of 1689 amino acids. The transcript is spliced from 3 exons. Gene Ontology annotation, biological process: late endosome to vacuole transport; protein targeting to vacuole; autophagy of peroxisome. Gene Ontology annotation, cellular component: phosphatidylinositol 3-kinase complex, class III, type I; late endosome; nucleus-vacuole junction. The record is from RefSeq and is a predicted model, not a curated record. Gene Ontology annotation, molecular function: protein serine/threonine kinase activity; protein binding; ATP binding.
AUGGGUAAUGUAGUAGGAGCACCUAUUACAUCAGACUAUCUUGAAGAUGAAAUAGGACCUAUAGUAUCACAAUUCUCAAUGGGUAAUGGUAGAUUCUUAAAGACGUUAAAGGCAAUACACGAUCUUGAAGGUCACGUUAUUGUAAAGAUCUACAAAAAGAGGCACAACAAAGAAUCAUUAAUAGACUAUAAAAGAGCAUUAGAAGAGAUUAAAGGAAACUUUGAAACAUUGGUAAACUUGAUGCCAUAUCAAAACUUUUUAGAGACUGAUCGAUCAGGAUACUUGAUCAGACAAUACUUUAGCAACAAUUUGUACGAUCGGUUGAGCACGAGACCAUUCCUUUCGACGAUUGAAAAGAAGUUUAUCACCUUUCAAAUGUUGAGUGCCCUCAUACAGGCAUUCUUUAAGGGUGUGUCUCACGGCGACAUCAAGUGCGAAAACAUCAUGGUGACAACCACCAAUUGGAUCUAUUUGGCUGAUUUUGCAUCCUACAAACCAACCUUUAUCCCCGAAGACAACCCUGCCGAUUUCUCGUACUACUUUGAUACGAGUGGACGUCGUACAUGCUACAUUGCACCCGAACGAUUCUACGAGACCAACAAGGGCGAGCCCAAAGGACAGCUCACCCCCCAGAUGGACGUCUUUUCACUGGGUUGCGUCAUUGGCGAGUUGUUUACCGACGGUACACCCCUAUUUGACUUUUCUCAGAUGUUGUCGUAUCGCAAGGGUGACUACAACCCAGAACCUGUCAUUCGAAAGAUCAACGACAUUCACAUCCAAUCUCUCAUCAUUCACAUGAUCCAACGUGACCCCAAGCUACGUUAUCUCCCCGAGCGUUAUGUUGCCGACUGGGCAGGCAAAGCAUUCCCAAAAUACUUUUCUUUUGUUCAUAGCUUUAUUCGUUCACUUUCAAACUUGGAUCAUGAUGAUCGAAUUCAAUGUAUUAUAGAUAAAUUUGAUGAAUUAUUAAAUAUCUUUCAAAAUCUACCAAAACCAUCACAACCACAACCAUCUCAACCUCUACAACAACAACAACAACCAAAUCAAUUUAAUAUUGGUCAACAAAUUAAACAACAACAACAACAACAACAAAGUAGUGGCAGUAGUAGUGGUAGUAAUAAUACUAUAGAUAGUGGAGAUUUACAAAGUAAUAUAACCAAUAUAUUAUGGGAAUCUGAAAAGUUUAUCAAUGAAUGUGAUAAAUUAAAUCAACAAUCUCAAUUACAUGGAAAAACCAACUUGUCUAGUAGUGGUAGUGGCAAUCAAACGACACCAAUAAUAUCAAGUAAAGAGAAAUCAUUUAUUGAUGAUGUAAAGAUUUUACCAACUACUGGAAUGAAUAUUUUAAAACAAGCAUCAUUGGAAAGAAAACCAGUAGAACAAUAUCCAGUGGUUGAAGGAUUGGAUUUAUUAUUAUCAGUCAUCUAUCCAUCACUACGUCAUUGUCAAUACCCUCAAACCAAAGUUAAAUGUAUUGGUGAUUUACUUGUAAAAUUUGCUCAACAUUUAUCCGAUGAAUGUAGACUUCAAAAAAUUAUCCCUUACAUUAUUUCAAUGAUCUCUCAAGAUCAACCAACUUUGGUUCGUGUUGAAGCUUUAAGAAGUUUAUCAAAAGUUAUUGAAAUGAUUGAAUCAUUUCCACCAAGUGAUUCAAUGAUAUUUUCACAAUAUAUAUUCCCAUCAUUAUCACAAAUUACAGAGGGAUCAGAUGAAUUGGUUAGAAUAGCAUUUGCAGAGAUUCUACCAAACUUGGCAAUGACAGCAAAAAGAUUUUUAGAGAUUGCACAAGAUCAACAUCUUUCAAGAGACCAACACCUAGACUCUGAGAGAAAGGAUAUACAAAAGUACAAGGUUUACGAUGCUGAUCUUAGCGACCUUCAAGAACUAUUCUUUAACAAGGUGAGCGAUCUCUUGACCAAAGAUUCGUGCAAUACUGUCAAACGUGUCAUCUUGUCUGACAUUUAUCGAUUGUGUCUCUUUUUUGGCCGUGCCAAAACAAACGAUUUGGUUCUACCUCUUAUCACUACCUUUUUAAACGACAAGGAUUGGCAGUUGCGUAGUUCAUUUUUCGAGAAUAUUGUGGCAGUUUGCACCAUUGUUGGAUCGGGUAGUUUGGAAUCGUUUAUCUAUCCCAUGACAUUGGAGGCAUUGACCGACGAGGAAGAGAAUGUGACUGAGCGUGCCAUUGCUGCGCUCUGUGAACUGACCGAUCUCGGUCUCUUUAGAAAGGCCAUUCUACUCGAGAUACUCAGUCGUUCCUCUCCCCUCCUACUCCAUCCAAACGAUUGGAUUCGCUAUGGAACCAUCUCACUCAUCAGCAAGAUUGCAACCAAGUUGUCAAAGACUGAUAUCUAUUGCUACCUCAAGCCACGUAUCCAACCCUAUCUCAUUACCGACUCAUCGUCUGAUAAUAUCGCCGAAUCGAAUCUCUUCCAACUGUUGAUCCCACCCAUCUCGCGUGAAUCAUUCAACACCAUCAUCAAUCAUGUCCAUCGUAAUCCUCAUCAAAAGGAAAUGAAUUAUAAUAACCAAGGAAGUUAUAGAAAGAUUAAAGAUGUCGUUGGAUCCUCUGCCGCCAACGUAGCUGAACAAAUAAAACAAAUGUCAGUCGAUCAAAUCGAAGAGAUUCCAGAGGAUUUCCAAUUCCUCAAGCAGUUGGCUAUCCCAGAUAUGGAUCAAAUUAAAAUCAUCAAGAUAUUUGACUAUAUCCGUUCGAAAAAGAUAUUCUCCAAGUUGGAAGAUAUGAACAAUGACACUUUUGUCGUCGAUACCAACUACCAACCAAUGAGUAGUAAACGAAACCAAACUCAAGAAAAGAUUGUCAGAGUUGCAAAACUCAGAAAUGAUACACCAAAUAUCAAUAGUGCGGUAUCUACUAGUACCGCCAAUCUCGGUAGUACUAUAGGGUCAACUGGAAUUGGAAGUAGUACACCCAUCAAUAUUAAUAAUCAAUUACCCAAUACAAACCCACUAUCCAAUUCACUUCCAACUAGUGGCAAUAAUAUGGUUAACAACUCGUCACCAUCCAAUACAAAUCUAUUGAUUAAUAGUGGUCCGUCAUCAUUACCAGCGUCUACAGCUAUUCCUUCUCCCAUGCCAAGUACUACUCCGACUGCCAGUAUUCCCACAACUUCCUCCAACAAUACACCAUCAUCCAACCAACAACAAGAAAUUGUUGGCAUUCAAGAAUUGAGUAUUGUAAACAAAAAGUUUACUCUUAAUCCUAGUGCAGGUGAGAAUGUAUUGUCUGUAGAGACGACCAAUGACUGUUACCUGCGAGCACCACCUUCUAUCCCCGAUCUUGGUGGAUACUCUGAAUAUGGUGUGUCGGGUGCACCUGGUCAGCUAACCACUUGGAAACCAGCUGGUAUCUUGGUCAGUCACUUUAUCGAGCACAAAGAUUCUGUCAAUGAAAUACAGGUCAGCAGUGACAACCUCUUCUUUGCAAGUUGUUCAAACGAUGGGACUGUCAAGAUUUGGGAUUGUUUGCGUAUGGAAAAGGGUGUGACAAACCGCGCUCGUCAGACAUACAACAGUCAAGAAGGACGUAUCACAUCCAUCUCUAUAUGCGAAAAGUCACAUACCAUCGCAUCGGCUUCAGACAAGGGAUCGAUCCACAUUUUCCGUGUCGGUAUUGGAGGCAAGCAAAAGAAUGGAAACAUCAAGUAUCCUGGUUUGUCAACAGUCAAGAAUAUUCUCGAUUGCGAGGGCAACAUCAUCUCGGUCGACCACUUUAACACCAACUCUAGCUCGAUUGUCACCUAUGCCACUAGCAAGGGUGGGAUUCAUGGUUGGGAUCUGCGAUCACAGCAAGAGGCUUUCCAUCUAUCCAACCAGAUGAGUUUGGGUCUCAUUCAGUCGUUCCUUAUAGACCCUAACCGCAACUGGCUUGUUACUGCCACAAGCCGUGGAUUCCUUACCUGUUGGGAUCUCAGAUUCGAGAUUCCACUCUACAGCGAGCGUGUUACCAAUGGACGUAUCUACAAAAUGUCACCAUACUAUGGUCCAAGAUUCUCAUCAGACAGCUGGAUAUUUGUCGCGUCAGAGUCAAAGGACAAUGUAGUCGUAUGGGAUCUGUCAUCCAAAACAACCACCAAGAUAUUCCGUCGAGGAUAUAUCGAUGGUGACCAAAUACAACAGUCACAACAACCAUCACAACCAUCACAGCAACCGUCACAACAACCACAACCAGUUGCGCAAUCACAAGGCUCCGCCAUUUUCAACCCAGUAGGAGGUAUUAUCAAUCAAAUGACAUCGUUUAUGAUUAAUCCUCUUACCUCUUCGUCGAUUUUUGGUGCUAUUGGUGGCAACAACAAUAGUCAGAGCAACCUUGCAACCUCUUCGCUCUCUGAAUAUGACUUUGGCAUUGAUUCGAUUAAACCUAGUCAAAUGUCUUCCAACACAUCAUCACCUGUUCUCAAUAGAAACAACUCUGGACAUUUCCUUUCAAACUCUGUUAUACUAAGUAGUAAUACAAUGACUACACCAUCUUCAUCAUCAUCUACAUCUUCAUCAUUGACUGGUACACCAAUCAAUAAUAGUGGUAAUAAUAAUGUUGUAAUAGGAGGUGGAACAGGAACAGCAGCAGGAACAGCAGGAUCUACAACAACAACAACAAUUGACCGAAAGACACCAUCUAUUAGAGCGAUACUUAGUCCUCCACAAUGUACCUAUUUAAUUACAGCUGGCGACGAUAAACGUAUUAAAUAUUGGGAUUGGGAUAAUCCAACCACCAACUCUUAUUACAUCUCACCUGGAAGAGACCCACUACCACCCUUCACAAACAAAGUUAGUUUCAAGACCAAUGGUACUCAAAUUCAAGAGGAAUUGUGGUCAUCUACCGAUCAAUACUCUUCUGCCAAUAACCCUGUAUAUUCUAGACCAUCAACCAUUUCAUCGAUCACUUCUUCCUCGUCCUCUACUGGCGCCACAUCAUCUUCAAAACCAAAAACACCAACUACACCAACCAUUCAUCAUCAAGAAACUAUUCUCGAUCUUAAAGUUAUGGAAGUACCUCAACCAAUGUUGAUUUCCGCUUCUGCUGAUGGUAUUAUUAAAGUUUGGAAAUAA